UUCAACGCGUUUACGUCUCCUGAAGGGAUGCAGCGACAGAAGUUCACUUAUUGAGCUACAGUGGAUCAUUGCCUUCUGUUUUUUUGCAGCUGUGACUUUGGACACGGGUGACUGGGAAUACUUCUGUGACUUCCAGACAGUGCACGGAGAGCUCGGGCUGGAUAUGCCACAGGUGGAAAGGUGAGGAGCGGCAGGCUGUGGCCCCAGUGCACGGAGCAGACUUCCCCAGGUUUGUGAAGAUGGGGACCUGGUUUUUCACUGUGACUGUCCUGCUGUUCUCCAUGAAACAGGCUGAAGCUCAGGGCAAGUGUAAUAAUGUGCAAGCAGCAGAUAUUGUUUUCCUGGUUGACGGGUCUUCCAGUAUUGGCCGAGCAAACUUUCUUCAGGUGAAAGGCUUCAUGACUGGAAUCGUCAAACCAUUUGCCAGCUUUGUCAGCGAGACCGGGAUACGGUUUGGUGCAAUACAAUACAGCGACACCUCCAGAGUUGAAUUUAAAUUGACUACCUACCUGGAUGGCACUGAUCUGGUCAACGCUGUGGAGAGUCUGAACUAUAAGGGUGGAAACACACGCACUGGUGCUGGUCUCAAGUUUGUUGCAGAUAACUUCUUCAAUCCUGCGUCGAGUCGGGAUGUCCCAAAGAUCACCAUCCUGAUCACAGAUGGGAAGUCACAAGACAGCGUUCAGGAACCAGCACAGAAGCUCCGCAGUCAGGGAGUUCAUGUGUUUGCAGUCGGUAUAAAAAGUGCAGACAGGAGUGAACUGUCUCAGAUCUCCUCCCAGCCCAGCAGUGAUUUUACAUCCUUUGUUGGGGACUUUAAACUGCUGAACACUCUUCUUCCUCUUGUGAGCCCUCUACUGUGUACCAAAGCAGGAGGAGUUUACGCUAGUGAUGAGGCGUUUUCUGGUCCGUCAAACAUUCAGUUCACAGGCCAGACGUCUGAUACUCUAAGGUUUCGCUGGAGUGCAGCGGGGGGUCCUUUGAGUGGCUAUGUGAUCCAGUAUGUGCCACUCUCCGGCUUGGGUCAGCCUAUCACAGCAGACAUGCGUCAGGACACUGUCCCUGCCAGUCAGAGGACGUUUUCCGCACGAGAGCUGAGGUCAGGAACCGACUACCUGGUGACUGUCAUUGCCCAAUACCCAAACAGUUUGGGGGAGUCUGCUUCUGCCAAACAACGAACAAGAUCUUUGCCAGGGGUCACCAGUCUACGCCUCGCUCAGGCAGGCUCCUUCUCGCUCGCUGUGGACUGGGGUCAGCCUUCGACUCCUGUGCAGGGCUACAGACUCACCUAUGGACCACAAGGUCAGCCCGCUGCUCAGCUGUUGGAGCGGUCUCUGCCUGCAGACUCCACUUCUGUCACCCUGGAGUCCCUUCAGCCCGACACAGAGUACGUUGUCAGCCUCUACCCUCUUUUCAACCGAAACUCUGCAUCCCCCUCCAUCCUCAACGCCCGCACACUGCGCCUUCAGGCAGUGGAGCAGUUAUCAGUGCAGACGGAGUCAGAGGGCAGUGUUCAUGUGCGGUGGAGAGGCGUUAGGGGCGCACGGGCCUACCGUCUGGUCUGGGGGCCUUUCACAGGACGAAAUGUCGAGACGGUGGAGGUUACUGAGGUGUUUCACACUUUGUCCAGACUGCAGGCCGACACUGAGUACAUCGUCACCAUCAUCCCGCUGUACGAGGGCAUCAACGAGGGUCCUGUAGCAACGGCCAGGUUCAAGAUAGAGCACCAGGAGCAGCAGGUGCUCAGAGCAGCCACCACCAGCCCCUCCACCAUCCGCCUCACCUGGAGAAUCAUUCUGUCAUCUCGGGGGUACCGCCUGGAGUGGAAGGAGGGGGAAGGAGGCCAAAUCCAGAGCCUGACCUUUCCUAGAACCACGACCAGCCAUGAGCUAACAGGCCUUCAGCCCAAAACAGAAUAUAUCAUGUACCUGUACACCCUGUUUGAUGGUCGUGAGGAGGCCACACCUGUCUCCACCUUAAACAGAGAGGAACAGCCAGUGGGGAGGGUGUCCAACCUGAGAGUUGUGGAGUCCCUGGGCAGUACCGUCCGACUCGGCUGGACGGGUGUAGCCGGUGCCACGCAGUACCGCAUCAUUAUCCUCAACAAAGCAGGGGGAUCAGAGGAAAUCCAGAAUAUCCCUGGAAACCAGACGACCCUGGACCUCAGAGACCUGACGGUGGGAGUGUCUUAUGGGGUCAGUGUCACAGCGCUGGUGGGAGAAAACGAAGGAGACCCAGUCACUGUCUACAUCAAACCAGAGCAAGGUAUUGGCAGAGUGACUAACCUCAGGGUGACAAACGCCAACAGUCGGCGAAUUAGAAUAGGCUGGACAGGUGCUGCUGGGGCAACGGGUUACAAGGUUACCUGGAGACAAGGCAACAGUGGAGAGCAGUCCCGUAUUCUGGGGGCGGAGGUCACAUCCUUCACCAUGGACGGCCUGCAGCCGGAUGAGGAUCUGGUAGUUGGGGUUGCGACUGUGGUUGACCAGCGUGUUGGAGAGGUGGUCACACUGACUAGUAAGACUAAUCCCAACGGGGGAUCGGUGGCUGCCCUGCGCAUUGUUGACGUUACAUCUCAGGGGAUACGCAUCGCAUGGUCACGUUCCUCCCGGGCAACUGGUUAUAAGGUCACUUGGCGCAGUGAUGAUGGAGUUGAAACAACUCGUAACGUGGCCGCUGAUGUCUCUUCUUACACCAUUGACGGACUACAGUCAGAUUCAGCAUACAGUGUAUUAGUUUCUUCACUUACCGGCUCUCGAGAGGGGAGUCCUUCCACCCUGAGUUUCAAAACAGAGUCAGAUAAUUCUGUGAUUGGGACUGUGACGUCACUGCAAGUCCAGGAGGCUCGUGGAGAGGUGGUCCGAGUCACCUGGGUUGGUGUGCAGGGAGCAACGUCUUACCGUGUGUCUUGGAGGAGAACAGAUGGUGGUGAAGAGAGGAGUCAGCUGGUGGCGGGAGAUGUGACAGCAGUGGAUUUAGACCAGUUGGACCAGGGAGCCCAGUACGAAGUGCGGGUCAUGGCUUUAGUUCAAAACAGAGAGGGAACCCCCGUGUCUGUCAGAGUCACCACACCUGGUUCCCCCUCCCCCCCAUCACGUACCACAACUUUACGAGUUGCGGAGGUUACCAGGGAUUCAGUGCGGCUUGGCUGGACUCCACUUCCUGGCGCCACAGGAUAUAUUCUACGCUGGAGAGACGAGAGAGACAUUGGUCCAGGCUUGUCUGUUACGCUCCCCGCUGCGUCCAACUUCUACCAGGUGACUGGGCUGCGAUUGGGCCGUCGUUAUCGUUUCACCGUGCAGCCCACUUUUGCAAAUGGAUUGGGAACAGAGAGCUCUCUAGAUGAACGCACUGUGUGUGUGGGCGGACGUCUGGACGUGGUGUUUGUGAUUCCGGCAUCUACCGAUCGAAGUAGCCUCGCAAGACCACUGCGUGAACUCCUCGCAAGUGCAGCAGGGUCUCUCAAUACUAUUGGAGCCCGGGACUCUCAGGUGGGAGUUGUAGUAUAUGGCUACAGACCCAAAACAUGGUUCCCACUUAGUCGCCAUAGCAGGUAUGACACACUUCUUCAACAGAUCCAGUCCACACCGUUUGAUGAAAGCCCGGGAAAUAACAUUGGUGAGGCGGUGACCUACACCAGGCAAUACCUGCUGACCCCCUCAGUUGGACGGAGACCGAGGGUCCCUGGUGCUGUCGUCAUCAUCGCUGACAGAAACUCAGCUGACAAUCUGACUCUGGCAGCCCUCGGUCUUAGGGCUACAGGUGUAGGUGUGACAGUGUUAGCUGUAGGUAUAGACCAGGCAAACACAGAGGAGCUGCGUCGGGCCGUGACGGACGGCAGCACCCAGAACAUCCUUUACAUCCGUGAUGCAGCCCAGUUGGACACCCUACACACUGACCUGGCAGACUUGCUCUGUGGCAUUGCCAGAAUACCAGAUGUAGGUCCAGGUCCAGAGCAGUGUACCGUUCAGUGCCCUCAGGGUGAACAGGGACGUCCCGGUGGGACGGGUGAGAGAGGCAGCGAUGGCACAGAUGGACGCAAGGGAGAUCCUGGUCGUGAUGGUCUGCCUGGGAGGGAAGGCUCCAUAGGCCCUGAAGGUCGCCCAGGUCCUCCAGGUCAAACCAUCACCGUUGACCCCUCAGGGGGGGUGAAAGGAGAAAAGGGAGAGAGGGGUUUUCCUGGCAUUGAUGGAAGUCCAGGGUUGCCGGGACGACCAGGUUCCUCUGGAAGUGGAGGGCUCCCGGGUUCGCAGGGCAUACCUGGUAUACGAGGAGAUCCAGGUCAAAUAGGUGGGACUGGGCCACUAGGACCAACAGGCGCAAAAGGUGAAAGGGGAGUACCAGGCUCAGCUAUAUCAGGAGGGGGUCUUCCAGGGAGGAAAGGAGAGCCAGGCCUCCCGGGAAUACCGGGUUCUCUUGGUCGACCAGGCAGCAACGGCGGCAAGGGUGGGCCCGGUGUUCCUGGAACACCUGGUCAGGAAGGUCGUGCAGGUUUACCAGGAACACCAGGACUCUCCAUCAAGGGAGACAGGGGCAACCCAGGAGAUAGGGGACUUCCAGGAGUCGGCAGUGGGGUGGCCGUGAAGGGCGAGAAGGGCUCCCCAGGUACUCCAGCAUCUGCAGGGACUCCGGGUCUUAGAGGGCUACCAGGUCCACAGGGCAGCAAAGGAGACAAGGGUGACGGUGGUGAUGGGAAGGCUGGACCUGCAGGCAGGCAAGGAGUGCCUGGGGACCAGGGUCCCCGUGGGCCUACAGGAGAAACUGGUGGCAAGGGUGACCGAGGACAGCCAGGUGAGGCUGGAUCACAGGGAGACAGGGGGGAGAGAGGACUAAAUGGUGAAACUGGGGAGAGGGGGGACCUCGGGAAGUCGGGCCUCGCAGGAACAACAGGCUUGAGAGGUUUGCCAGGGCCCAUUGGAGCCACAGGAGAAAAGGGAAACGAUGGUGCACGUGGAGAGCCUGGCAGAAGUGCUCCAGGUUUGGGAGGAAAGAAAGGGGACCAGGGGGACCGAGGCCUGUCUGGAUCUGACGGGGAGAGGGGUGAUAAAGGAGAUUUAGGCCAGAAAGGAGAGAAAGGGUCUUCAGGCUCAGGAGGCUCUGAUGUUGGAUCUAAAGGAGAGCCGGGAGAAAGAGGACUUGCUGGUCUCAGUGGAAGGCCGGGUGGCAAGGGAACUCCAGGAGAACCGGGAGAGAAUGGGGAGAAUGGGCGACCAGGAAUCCCCGGAAAAGCUGGCCUUCCCGGGAAAGGGGGAGACAGAGGAGAAAAGGGUGAUGAAGGCACACCUGGGGAAUCUGGACUUCCGGGGAAGUCGGGCGAAAGAGGACUGAGGGGACUGGCUGGUCAGCCCGGACGACUAGGAGAGAAGGGAGACCUGGGAGACCCUGGAGAGUCAGGACGAAAUGGCAGCCCUGGACCUGCGGGACUGAGAGGAGAUAAAGGACAACUGGGUCCCCAAGGGCCUCCAGGACCACCAGGAAAAGUGGCUGACAUCCAGGGCCAGCUGAAAGGAGUGGGAGGAGAAAAGGGGGAUGCUGGCGACCCAGGAGAGCACGGCGGCAAAGGUCAAAAAGGCGAAGCGGGGACUCCCGGAGCUGCAGGCCUACGAGGCCCUGAGGGACAACGGGGACUUGCAGGCACAAGAGGUGAUACAGGGGAAAGAGGAGCGCCUGGAGAGAAGGGAGAAAGGGGAACUUCCGGGUUAGAUGGACGUUCUGGUAUAGAUGGUAAACUAGGUGCUGCUGGACCCCCUGGUCAGAGGGGUGAUGCUGGAAAACAGGGGGAUCAUGGGAGAGACGGUUUAGCAGGAUUUAGAGGGGAGCAGGGCCCCCAAGGGCCUGUUGGGCCUUCAGGCGCUGCAGGGAUACCUGGCAAAGCAGGUGCAGAUGGCAAACCUGGUUCUGCUGGCAAAAUGGGCGAGGAUGGUGUCCCCGGUGAAGAUGGCAGAAAGGGUGAUAAUGGAGAACUGGGAGCAGCUGGAAGAGAUGGCCGGGACGGAACAAAAGGAGACCGGGGCCUUGCUGGGGCGUCUGGACCCUCUGGCCCUUCGGGGGCUCCUGGCGUACCUGGCGGCAUUGGUCCUCCCGGACAGGUGGUGUAUGUCAAAGGAGUUGCAGCCUCACCGAUCCCAGGCCCACAGGGGCCCCCAGGAACCCCUGGCAUACCUGGGAUCCCCGGAGCUGUGGGAGGCAGAGGGGAUAGAGGUCCAUCUGGCCUCAAAGGUGAUGCUGGCGACCCAGGAGAGGACGGGGCACCGGGUAAACCAGGGACAACAGUGGAUGUACAGAGGGCUCUGUCCAGCCUUGGGAUUCAGGUGUCUGAUCUAAAGGUGGUUGUGGACAGAAAGGACACACCGCUCGCUCCUACAGUGCAGAAGGCAGCUAAGGGUGACAAAGGUGACGGUGGUGAACCUGGACUGAGAGGACCCUCUGGUGCAGAUGGUUCCCGUGGUUUCCAAGGAGAGAGAGGAUCAAAAGGGGAUCAAGGGGAGCGAGGAAUCGUGGGAAAUCCUGGGCCUCCAGGGAGAGCCAUCGGAGAGCGAGGUCCACAGGGACCCUCAGGACCCGCUGGAGAGUCGGGCAAACCAGGGAUACCGGGGGUUCCUGGGCGGGCUGGAGAACUGGGGGAGGCUGGAAGACCUGGAGAUAAGGGGGACAGAGCAGAGAAAGGGGACAAAGGAGAAUCUGGUAAAAUUGGGCUCACAGGAUUAGCCGGCCCAGCAGGUCAAAAGGGAGCAUCUUCUGAGUCAGUACUGGUAGGACCUCCCGGGGCCAGAGGCCCUCCAGGGGUUGUAGGACACAAGGGAGAACCUGGUGCUGCAGGACUGCCAGGACCUCAAGGAGAACGAGGCUUUGUGGGAUCUCGUGGAGAUAAAGGAGACAGAGGACAGUCUGGAGAUAACGGACGUGACGGCUCACAGGGAACACCAGGAGAACCAGGAAAACCUGGUCAGGAUGGGAAACCGGGCAUGCCUGGGUUCCCAGGAGUUCUAGGCAGACCGGGAAACCCAGGAGAGCCUGGCAUGAGGGGGCCAACUGGCCCCAUGGGUCCCAAUGGCCUUCCAGGUCCAUCAGGUGUGAAGGGCAAUCAAGGAGAGCCAGGCGUUGGUGUCAAGGGUCCUCCGGGGGCCCAGGGGAGCACAGGGCUGCCAGGACCAGCAGGCCCCCCCGGAACUGUGGGUCCUCAGGGCGCCCCAGGACUGUCAGGGCAGGUGGGUGAAGCUGGUAAACCAGGAGUCCCUGGAAGAGAUGGGGUGCCUGGGAAAGAAGGAACACAUGGAUUACCUGGGAAGCAGGGCAUUGCUGGACCUCCAGGCUUGGGCGGCUUAAAGGGGGAGCAGGGAGACAGCGGUCCUCCAGGGAAGGCUGUGACUGGACCCCCUGGACUGAAGGGAGAGAGGGGUCUUAGUGGUCAAACACUGCCAGGAACAGCUGGAGAGAGAGGUCUAUUGGGAGAACAGGGUAACAGGGGAGACAAAGGUGCUGGUGGCAACAAAGGAGAGAGAGGAGUGGAUGGUGAAGCAGGAGAGCCUGGAGAAGAUGGGGCACAAGGAUCUUCUGGGUCAAAAGGAGAUAAGGGAGAGAAGGGCAUAGGGCAGGCAGGGCCUCCUGGAAGGGACGGGCCUCAAGGUUUGAAGGGAGAUCCAGGCCUUCCAGGUCCAGCUGGUCCUCCGGGGCUGCAGGGGAAGGCAGGGAAUACUGGGCCGCCUGGCCUGAGGGGAGAAAUUGGACAACUAGGACCUCCAGGACCACCAGGGGAGAGGGGCCUACAGGGCUUUGGAGGCCGUGCAGGAACUGUCGGACCCCCUGGUCCUUCUGGACCCCCUGGAGAGGCAGGCUCUUCCGGUACUAACGGGGGCAAAGGAGACAAGGGGGAAGUCGGCGCCAGUGUCCCCGGUCCCAGAGGAGAGAGAGGAGAUGCAGGGCUGAGAGGAGAGGAGGGUCGUGCUGGCCUGGAUGGGGAGAGAGGGACAACGGGUCCCGCAGGGAUUCGUGGUGGUCGGGGAGAGAAAGGAGACAUUGGGCUGCAAGGUGACAAAGGAGAGAAGGGGGACACGGUGCUGGUGGGAGGACCCGGUGGAGAAAAGGGCAACAAAGGAGAAACGGGGGACAGGGGACCCAAAGGUGUACAGGGAGAAAAGGGGGUGAAGGGUCAAGAGGGCCCUCUAGGAGAGCAGGGUCUCACGGGAGAGCCAGGAGACCGAGGAUCCAGUGGAUUCCCGGGUGCCCGUGGGCCCGGUGGACAGAAGGGAGAAGCAGGCCAACAUGGGGUACCUGGUGAAUCGGGUUUAUCAGGAAAAGACGGGCUGCUGGGGCAGAAGGGGAAUAAAGGAGAGCUCGGUAUCGUAGGAAUGAGGGGAAUCAAGGGUGACCGAGGACCCAAGGGGGCUUGUGGAGGCGAUGGACCCAAAGGAGGCAAGGGGGAUUCUGGUAUUCAUGGGCGAUCAGGCCUACCAGGAAGAAAAGGCGAACAGGGGGAGCUCGGACCUUCUGGGGUCCCAGGGAUCUCCGGAAAAGAGGGACUAGUGGGCCCCAAGGGUGACCGUGGCUUUGACGGGCUUGGAGGACCCAAAGGCGCUCAGGGAGAGAAAGGUGAAAGGGGCCCGUCUGGCAUCCCUGGCCCCCCCGGCCCUAGAGGAGUGGACGGGGUCCCGGGCCUGACUGGCACUCAGGGACCAGCUGGUGCUGGUGGCCCAGAGGGUCUUCAGGGACAAAAGGGAGAGAGAGGUCCGAUCGGCCCCUCCAUGGUGGGUCCACGCGGUAUCCCAGGAGUCUCGGGGGAGCGCGGAGAGCAGGGAGAGCUGGGCCUAGAUGGAACCAAGGGAGACAGAGGAGAGCCAGGCAUGACGGAGUAUGAAGUGAGAGAGUACGUUCGCUCGGAGAUGGGUCAGCACUGUGCGUGUGGAGGUUCAGACCCAGUAAGUCGGUCCCAGCCCCCGGUCAGGGCUCGGCCUGUACCAGAGCAACAGCUGGUCGUGAAGGGUAAGGAGGGUCGUGAGCUGCGUGUGGUGGUGAACACCAACGACCCGGACUAUGAACACAUCUACUCCAUUGAGGCGUACGACGAACCUUUAGACGAGCUGCUCUACUUCACUCCUUCUGCAAACCAGAGUGAUGGUGAGGUUGUCAAGGAUAACACUGACAAAACAGUCAAAGUUCAACCAAAAAAAUCAGCCUCAGCUGACGUUAAGAAAACAGCAAAAGAUGGUGGUCAGAAAGCAGCCAAAGUUACCACUCUGAAAGCAGUCAUGUCCAGAUCAGUCAGGUCCAAGAGGAGAGUCAAUGGGGAAGCUCCAGCAGACGUGUGCCUGCUGCCCAUGGAGGAGGGGAGCUGUGGACGGUACACGAUGCGCUGGUACUUUAACAGCCAGGUUCAGGCCUGCAGGCCCUUCAUCUACAGCGGCUGUGAAGGAAACGACAACCGCUUCCUCGAGCUGGAAGAGUGUGAGGAGCUCUGCCUUGGGGGGGCCGAAGGUCGUCCUUCCUUGAAGACAGCACAAUGAAUGAGGACCAAUCUUCCUCUGCCACUGGAAUGUUAGCCUUUAUAUAGCUUUUAAAGAGUAUUAUUUUGUCAAUUGUCAACAUUUGUUUUUGUUUAUUUAUUGUUUUUGUAGGCCUAACCCAACCCCAGGUUCAGACGGGAUGCCAGAGUGCUUCCUUGCUUUAUAUUCUCCAAAACAUGCAACUACAACAACAAAAAAGCCCAAAUAGUGUUUAUUAGUAGAAACAUAAUUUUGUAUUACUUUCCUUCUUGUGCAGUAAAACAUUACAAUCAAGAAAACAAUUAUUUCCUUUACUAUUAUUUCUCAUUUUAACUGAACAACAGUACUGUGUUAAAGUACCUUCCAUAUCUUCUCCAUUUCAUGUUCCACACAGACUUGUAUACAAACAAAGGACUUAUGACUGCAUACAGAGAGGGAGUGGACACAUGGCUCACCUCACUCUUAAAUGCUAUAUUCCUCAAGUAUGUACCAAUCUGGUGAAGUUCAUUAUGUUCCUUUUUUAAGGCCAUAGUUUGUAGUAUUGCUCAGAGAUUUUACAUCAAGCCUGUUACUCCACUUAUCAUCAGAAAAAGAAAACUAAAAGACAUUUCUCUCUAUUUAGAAAAUAAUUGUAAAAUUGGUCCAAAUAAUUGCAUAUUUUGCAAUUGAAAACACUUUUUCAACCCUUUCGACAUUAGAAAAGGGUUAGUCAAUACAAUUGUUUGGUAUUGACUAGCCACUUUGUUUAACAAAUAUGUUUCUUGGUAUAUUCGGAAAAAUAAUUAGAUACAAAAAAAAAGCACUUGAUGUAGGUUCAUUUUAUCUUGCAGUUAUUGAUUGGAUGGUCGCAUUAAAAAGAAAAAAGGUUUCUUAUGUGUUUUUGCAUCACAAAGAUUAGAGUCAACAAUUUAUAAUAAGGCUUGUUUUCUACCUCUUUGCAAAAAAGGUUGCGUUAUUAUUAAAGACCUCCAUAUUAAAGUUAAUGCAUACUGCUUUUUGGCAUUUAACAAUGACUAUGACUCACUUGUGGAGCAGCUGUUGUUGUCAUGAUUUGCAGCCUUUGUUACAUAAAUUGUAAAGUGUCACAGAGAAAAAUAUAACAAUCCCGAAAGCAGCAUUAGCUAAAAGGAACAUACUGUAUGAAAGAACAUCAGUGUUUUUUUACAGACCGCAAAAAUAAACACCCUUUAUGAACUUUACCAAACUGGUAGUUACUUCAAGGAUAAGGUGUUUUCAUUAUUUAGCUCACUCCUUAAAUGUACAGACUGUAGAAACUGUACACACAAGUACCAAUAUUUCAAAGUGUUCUUCUAAUUAUAAUUGUAAUGUAAAGUUCUUCAACAUAGACACACAGGAGUCACUUUUAGUUUAGUACUUCAGAUUUGUUUCUGAGAAAUCAUGUCUUUGAGUCAGUUUGGUAUUUAGUAGUAGCCUCCGCAGACCAGACACAAUUUGAAAUGGAGGAAUUUGAAUCUUCUUUUUAUCAUCACACAUGUACACUGUAGCAAAUGUAUGAAUUUAAGACUCUUCAUUUACCCUUUAAUAGUAUUAGGAGUGGGGGGGGUGGUGCCUGACUCAUCCUGCAUCGCCCAGAAUGAGAACUGGCACCUCUCCAGGUACAAGUCUCUACACACUGUGUACUUGUUCCAUAUGAAAUGUGUCCCUACAAACUGAGCUACUGCUGCAAAGCUAAUUCAAAAUAAUAUAACAUGACAAACAUUACAGGUUUAUGUAAAACAAACAAAAACAUAUACAGCUAACUUAAGUCCCUAACAACAGAGUUGAAAUUGACUUAUAUUCGACAUUUUUAUGAACUUUUUUUUCAUGGUUAAAAUGAAUGAUUUCAACCAGAUGAUUUUCAACCCUUUCUAAUCCCUGAAAGUGAAAAUAAAAAUGAAAAUAACUUCCUGAACCCCAGGUGCCUGAAAUAACUCCUCAUAUUUCUCUACAUUAUACCUACAGUAUGCAAGCACUAUAUAUUUGUUUAUCAUUAUGAGUACAGUUUUGACAAAUAUGAAGAACCUAGCACAAUAUUCUGCCAAUAUUUUGUACAUAAUGUAUUUCAUCGUUUGGGGGAACGUGUGCUUAUGAUCACGACUGCAUGUUUAUCUGUCAGAGAAAAGGUGCUAUUUUUAAAGGUAUUUUUAUACUGUGUAUUGAAGAUGUGUAUUCAUGUGGUGCAAACCUUUUUUAUGUAGUCUUAUAGAAUAUUUUAAAAGAGCUUUCUAAUAAACCAAAUGUUUCAGUAAA
Gymnodraco acuticeps is the source of this 11729-nucleotide messenger RNA. RefSeq names its product collagen, type VII, alpha 1 (gene col7a1). The record is from RefSeq and is a predicted model, not a curated record. Lineage: Eukaryota; Metazoa; Chordata; Actinopteri; Perciformes; Bathydraconidae. Bases 240 to 9500 code for a protein of 3086 amino acids. The transcript is spliced from 119 exons. Gene Ontology annotation, molecular function: serine-type endopeptidase inhibitor activity; protein binding.